This is a messenger RNA of Limulus polyphemus (Atlantic horseshoe crab), 2146 nucleotides long. RefSeq names its product transmembrane epididymal protein 1-like. Lineage: Eukaryota; Metazoa; Arthropoda; Merostomata; Xiphosura; Limulidae. The coding region runs from base 740 to 1696 and encodes 318 amino acids. The record is from RefSeq and is a predicted model, not a curated record. The transcript is spliced from 2 exons.
UGUCGGUGCACCUAACAGUGUAAGCUGUAGAUUUGUGUCGGGACUUUUGCCCGUAGGGAUUUUCUCCCUCCGGACGUGGAUAGCGUAAUAAUAGCUUUGCACAGUGGUCGAUUGUAACAACCAGCGAGCCAACUGCGCGUACUAGUUAGUAUACAGGACCCACGUUUGCCAACGUGCACGUUGUUGCAGGUAAUGCUGAAAAAUAUAUCACAUACGGGAUUUAUGACCAAAGGAACCCCACCAGGUGGCGCCCCCCGCUGGGCAGACUUGCUACGAAAUUCGUUAGAAAAGCUUUACCACGAAGCAGACCGCACCCCUAAAGUCCUUUUCAUCCAUACAUAUAGUUAAAUUAAAUCUCUAUGUUUUAUGUUGACGUUAUUAACCUUAGGAAAUUUUCAACAGGAGGUCGUAAAAACUUUUUUUAACUUAUUGAAAAACUGACCAAGUCACAAAACGUCUAUCAGAAGAGUAGCAUUUCAUUGUAAAAUGGGUUUGAAAUAUAUCGUUUUUUAACUCCAGAAAAAGUAAAACAGAACUAAGAAGAAAAUUUCCAUACCAUAAAAACAAAACCUCAAGUAUAUGACACAACGAUUGAUCGAGUGACGUUUUACUAGGGCUUGUUUUGAAAGAUUUGUUGCAAGAAAUUAUAUAUGUGUAUAAAAAAAACUGUAAGGAGUGUAUAACGGUUGAUUGCAGCAAAUAAGAUUUUAACUUUGAAAUAUUUAUAUCCUUAAAGACAAUGCAAAAAUUUCUUGAUUAUAUAUUUUUAGGGUCAUUUUUUAUUUUAUUUGCCCUCUAUUGGACUCUAAAACUUGCGCUGGUCUUAGAAGACCGACGACAAAAAGGAAUUCGAGUUCGUAGGUGGAAGUUUGGGUAUCGAGCUGAGUUGAGAGAGCAGCAAACUCCUCCUUCUUCUUCCAGUAGAGUCCAGACCGAGACUAAAGAGCCAAGAGGAUGCAAACUACACAUUGUCUGCCCACACCACCGUCGUUGGCCGCUACAAGGGAUUCUGAAGAUCUCCUGUGGUAUUAUCGGAUUUACAGGAGAAAUAUGUACUGCCUUUCCAAAGGGAGUAUUCAAAUAUGUAGAAGAUAUUCAACUGGCUUCAGUGUAUGUCAUGUUUAUUUUAUCGGGAGUAGUAGAUAUUUUACAUAAUUUAAAUAUUCUAUUUCCCAAAGGAACCAGUAACUUUGUGCUCGCUCUCACAUUUGGUGUCGAAACGUUACAGUUCCUAGAUACAGAGAACAAAACACACCUAGAAAAGGAGAUGCAGAACCUGUUGAUCUGGACUGUAUUGAUGUGUGUUUUUUCCACCCUUGCAGAAAUGCGUUUUUCUUCCAACCUUCCCUUAAAAUUUGUACGGUCUUAUUUCAUUUUACUGCAAGGAUUCUGGCUGCUUCAAAUGGGAUUCUUACACGGCGGUAUAGUUUCUAAUAUUCCUGGUUUGUCUCAGUUCAUUUCGAAUAUAAAUACAUCUGGUUUGGUUCUCUCAUGGGUAUCGUUGAUCCUUUCCUGGCAUGUGGUAGGCACAUUUGUAUUAAUGUCCAUUCUUGCCGCUGUGGCUGUGCUUAUCAAACGCAAAAGCAAGUGCUGCUGGCGCUCUACUAGUACGUGGGGUAAUGGUGGAUCUGAAGAAGUAGAAGCGACUCCUAGUGUUCCAGAUGAUUGGGAAGAAAGAGAACCACUUCAUCCCUGAUUACUAAUAAAAAAAUAAUGGAAUUUAAAAAUAUAUUGCGAUUGUUACAGUUUUUAAAUGUUAAGUAUUUUUAAAGCUUAUCUAACUACUUCGAAGGUUUGAGGUAAACUGGUAAACUUUACCUUAAAAAAUUUGCUAACCUGAGCGUGAUAUAUCUGGUUUAUUUUAAGUCUGCACUAUAGAGGAUUAUCUUAAUUAAUUCCACACUGGUUUAUUUCUUGGACAUUGGAUUUAAUCCUUUUUGCCUUUCGAGUGUUUGAGGAGCGUCAAACACUCAAACAAUAACUAACCACGCAGUCGUCAUUAAAUCACUCUCGCUUCCUUGCAGUGUGUUAACAUGGUGUUUUACGUACCGUCAGAGUGAAAUGUUGAAAUUUGUAUUCGUUUCCAAAAUGUGAUAACAAACAAUGACUUUUUAGCAGAAUCCUCAAUAAAUAUGUACUAGCUUAA